UAUGAUCAAUGACAAUAAUUAAUAAGAAUAAUCAUAAUAUAGUAAUAACACAGUGAUUUUAGAUACGAUAGACCUUACAUUUUGUCAACUUUAUCCCCAAAAUUACUUUAAAAACAAAUCAAAAUCUAUUUUAUUGACGACCCUGAAACGAAUGCAUGAACAUUUAAGAGCAACAUUAUUUUCUGUGGAGCUAUAUAUUCAUACAUGGAAAAUCUGCACUAUUAUAAUUAUAUUUCCAAAAACAUAUACUCAAUCUUUGCAUGAAAUGUUACCUGUUAUAACAUGGUAUUUCAUAUUUUAAGAGAGAUUUAAGUUUAUGUUUAUAAUUAAUGCUUAUAGUUAUUAAGUAUUGCGUUGCAUUAAACACAUGUUACUGUCAUGUUAAGUUAAUGUAGUGUCAUUAUUUCCCUUUUAUUCCUCACUAAACUAAAGGUAUGUGACUAAAAGUUACUGUUUUCAUUUGUGUUUUUUUUUCAAAUUGCAAUUUAUUACAGACUUCAUCACAAACACAAGUAAAGAACAUGUUAGAUUUGCUUCUUGUUUUAUUUGCUUUUGAGACAAUAACAAAGAGCCAUUCAUCUGCAUGUCUGUGUCUUCUGUUGCAGCUCUCUAAUGGUACUGUCUUCCCAGGGAGGUCACCACCACAGCCAGGAACUUCUGGAAAGCUGCCUGCACUUCAGCAGUGAACUCUUUACGCAUCCGAGAAGCGACCACGACGGUGAGACAGUCAGACAACAGCUGCAACACAACAAGCACCAGAGAACAUCAGCAACACGAAGAGCCUAUCUUGGAGGAGGUUCCUGGGCGUGUCAGUGCUCUGUUUUCAGCAUAAAAACCCCUGCAGUUUGGGUUGUUGAGUGCAUUCAGCAAUCAACCAGCAAUAUGACCAGUCUUACUGCUAGAGACAAGGAGACAGUCCGAGCCUUCUGGGCUAAAGUGGGUGAUUAUAGGGAAGACAUCGGCGCCAAUGCUUUGUCCAGGUUGCUGGCGGUGUACCCGCAGACCAAGACCUACUUCGCCCACUGGAAGGACCAGAGCCCCACCUCUGCCUCUGCCAGGAAGCACGGAAUCACUGUGAUGAACGGAGUUGGAUUGGCUGUGUCCAAAAUCGACGACCUGAAAGGAGGUCUGCUGGACCUCAGUGAGCUGCACGCCUUCACCCUGCGUGUGGAUCCUGCCAACUUCAAGAUUCUGUCCCACUGCAUCCUUGUGGUCAUGGCCAUCAUGUACCCCGAGGAAUUCACCCCUGAGGUCCAUGUGUCUCUGGACAAGUUCCUGGCUGCUCUGGCUCUGGCCCUGGCUGAGAAAUACAGAUAA
Molecule: messenger RNA, 1317 nt
Organism: Centropristis striata (black sea bass)
Lineage: Eukaryota; Metazoa; Chordata; Actinopteri; Perciformes; Serranidae
Product: hemoglobin embryonic subunit alpha-like
Exons: 4
Coding region: 613-1317 (234 amino acids)
Biological process (GO): oxygen transport; hydrogen peroxide catabolic process
Cellular component (GO): haptoglobin-hemoglobin complex; hemoglobin complex; blood microparticle
Molecular function (GO): oxygen binding; oxygen carrier activity; organic acid binding
Source: RefSeq, a predicted model, not a curated record